GCGUCAGAUGAUAACGGAGAACAUUUCUUACCCACGUCAAUUUGUAUUGGAUUUGCAUUUGGACACAGUCCGUGAUUUUCCAUUAUCGUUGCCAAAGGCCCAACAAUAGGGACAAAUUUUAAACACUGCUUUCAUGCUUACGACUUACAAACAUUACCAUACAUAUUUUGAAUGACAUAAAAGCUAAAACUCAAAACGUUUGUGAUUACUUAAGUGAAUUCGAGCUUCACUGAUUUGACAGGGGGAAAAAGACAAACUUUGUGACUAACAGACCUAAAACGUAACGCAGAAAUCUGGCCAAUAAAAAAAUGGAUUCUUUUACACAAACUUACAAUUCUUAUCUACUACAACUCACUCUCCCACUUACAACUAUGGUUAUGGCUAGACUGAACCAUAACCAACUUCUGCUUCCGUGAAUGCCUUAUUGCACCACACUAUGGGAGGAGUGCAGAAUAUUACCCACGGUGCAGUAGUACGUCCCGGCUUCCUUACUUCCAGAGUGAAGCAAACAUGGCAGCGCCCAUAAUUUAAAAGUAAUUUGAGUUGAGGAGUUUCAUUUUUGAACACUUUAUGAGCAUUAGGUGGGCACGUGUCGUGUACUCCUUGUCCUUAUCAAGGUCCAGAACAAUUUUGUUAAAGCAGCUGAUUUUGUUACCAGGAACGUUUCCAAAAAACAAUUUCUCACUGUGUAGGGGAGCUCAUGCCCUGACGUCUAUGGAGACAGAGACUGGGCACGUUACCUCAACUGAUCAGCCACUGUGUGAAACUGGGUGUGUUAUCUCAUCUGAUCAAUGGCAGAGUGUGACUGGCCAUGUUACUUUGUCUGAUCGACCAGAGACUGAGAUUCCAUCUGAUCAGUCACAUGGGUCGAAUGUCUGUGAUGGAGUACGAGAUGUGAAAGGUUGUGAGCUCUCAACAAAUGGUAGCGCCUGUGUACCCCCUGAAAUAAAGAGCAAAUUGACUGUAAUUACCGAAGGAAGUACGCAAAUACUGUUUGGAAGUGCAAAUGAAGUAUUUUAUAAUCCUGUCCAGGAGUUUAACAGAGACUUAACAUGUGCUGUCAUCGCAACAUUUGCUCAACAGCAGCUGGUAACUCAUGGAAUUCAAGUUUCCAUUCCAGGGGAGGAGCCAGAGAAGCGACUUGUGGUGGAUCUUUCAGAAAAAGAUACUGAUAAAACUGCGAAAGAAUCUUGCGUUCCGAAGAAAACUGUAGCAGCUGGUGAAAAAUGUGAGGAAGGAAUCCGGAUCCUGGAUGCAUUGGCAGCAUCAGGACUUCGCUCUAUUCGUUUUGCAAAGGAAAUUCCAGGUGUUUGCAACAUUGUGGCUAAUGAUUUUUCCCCUACUGCAGUCCAGUUAAUAAAGAGAAAUAUCCAGUUUAAUGAGGUGGAACAUCUGGUAACACCUAGUCUUGCAGACGCCAGCAAGCUAAUGUUUGAGAGGAAGGGAUGCCGGGAUCGAUUUGAUGUGAUUGACAUUGACCCCUAUGGGAGUCCUGCCAUGUUUCUGGAUACAGCUGUCCAAGCUGUAAGUGAGGGAGGCCUGCUGUGUGUAACAUGUACCGAUAUGGCAGUGAUGGCAGGAAACAGUGGUGAGACGUGUUACAGCAAGUAUGGGUCUAUGUCCAUCAAAAUUAAGUCCUGUCAUGAGAUGGCUCUUAGAAUCAUUCUUCACAGCCUGGACCUGCGAGCCAACUGUUACCAUCGUUACAUUGUCCCUCUGCUCUCCGUCAGUGCCGACUUCUACAUUCGAGUAUUUGUCCGGGUCUUCACAGGGCAAGCUAAAGUUAAGGCUUCUGCCAGCAAGCAGGCCUUGGUGUACAGCUGUGUGGGUUGUGGAACCUUCCAUAUCCAGCGGAUGGGCAGAAUGACCAGCCGUGACAAAAAUUUUCACUACACUGCAGCUACAGGGCCACCAGUAGGCAUGUCCUGUGAAUACUGCCACCAAAAACAUCAUCUUGGAGGCCCAGUCUGGGCAGAACCAAUCCACGACUUCAGUUUUGUUGAGAAGGUUCUUAAGGCAGUUGAGAAAAAUCCUAAAAGGUUUAAAACCUCAGAGAGGAUACUUGGCAUGCUAAGUAUGAUAACAGAGGAGCUGCCUGAUGCCCCCCUUUAUUACAGCGUGGAUCAUCUCAGCAGUACUAUUCGCUGCAACAUGCCGUCAUUACUGCAGAUCAGGUCAGCCAUCCUUCAUAGUGGUUACAGGGUAUCCUUGUCCCAUGCCUGUCAAACUGCCAUCAAGACAGAUGCUCCAUCUUCUGUUAUUUGGGACAUCAUGAGAUGCUGGGAGAAAAUGAAGCCAGUCAAAAGGGAAAAGCUUUCUGAAUCCAGUCCUGCAUAUCAUAUACUAGGGAAGGAACCCGUGUUACGGGCUUGUUUUGAUAUUCGAGCAGAUGCCAACCCCAAAUCCAGGAUAAGGCAUAUGAAACGAUUCCAGGAGAACCCUGAAGCCAACUGGGGGCCUAAAGCCAGAGCCAAAGUAGGAGGAGGCAUCUCUGCUGCAUUGGAAGAAAGGAGAAAGCAAAACCAGAACAAAAGAAAAAGUCCACAAGAUGCAGCUGACCUGAAGAACUUUCCAUGUAAGAGGUUUAAAGAGGGAAACUGCACAUAUGGUGAAAGAUGUUGUUAUUCUCACGACACAGGAUUUUGUGCAGAGGAGGAUAAUCCGUGCGAUCAUCCUGCAACUUCAGAGGGGGACAAGAGAUGUGAGGGUCCCACUCACUGUCCUGAGACUUCAGAGGGGGAUAAGCAAUGUGAGGAUCCCGCUCACCAUCCUGCAGCUGAGGAAGGGAAUAAGCAGUGUGAAGGUCCUGAGUCACAUACUGAGGCGUAGUAAAUCCACCUGACUGGAGCACUACACAAAAAACUGUCUACAGAUUGUCUUUUUUUAAUCCCAGUCUUCGCCGCAGCUUUUUAUUUAUUUAUUUUUUUCUUGACUAGGUGAAACGAAGCACUGUUAAGAACAGUGACUUCUACUGAACCAGACAUUAAGACUAUGUGAAAGUUUUUGCAGACAUAUGAAAAAUUGUUUGCAUUUUACCCUGUAAACUGAAACACUGUAUUAAGUGUCACACAAACGAAAAGUUAUCAGAUAAGAGAAUUCAAGAAAUGAUAAAAUUCUUCAAGAAGUGACUGAGCAGCUGUGGAGACUCCCAGUUAUCUAGAUAACUGUAUUUAGAUGUGUAUGCAUUGCUACAUGAAUUCAUGUAGCUCUGAAUGUCAGCUAGAAGCAAAUGAUACCAUGUACACAACGUAUCUGCACCCCCCCCCCCAUCUUAGUAAUCUUAAAUGUCAUUGUAGUCAAGGGCCCUCAUCCUGCCAUUACUGCAGGAAUUAUGUAUCUCUGAAUAUCGGCUAGAAGCAAAUGAUACCAUGUACAGUACGUGUCUGCACCCCCCCCAUCUUAGUAACAUUAAAUGUCAUGGUAGUCACAGCCCUUAUCCUGCCAUUACUGCAGGAAUUAUGUAUCUCUGAAUAUCGGCUAGAAGCAAAUGAUACCAUGUACAGUACGUGUCUGCACCCCCCCAUCUUAGUAACAUUAAAUGUCAUGGUAGUCACAGCCCUUAUCCUGCCAUUACUGCAGGAAUUAUGUAUCUCUGAAUAUCGGCUAGAAGCAAAUGAUACCGUGUACAGUACGUGUCUGCACCCCCCCCAUCUUAGUAACAUUAAAUGUCAUGGUAGUCACAGCCCUUAUCCUGCCAUUACUGCAGGAAUUAUGCAUCUCUAAAUAUCGGCUAGAAGCAAAUGAUACCAUGUACAGUACGUGUCUGCACCCCCCCAUCUUAGUAACAUUAAAUGUCAUGGUAGUCACAGCCCUUAUCCUGCCAUUACUGCAGGAAUUCAUGUAGCUCUGUUUGUCAGCUAGACGCACAUAAUGCUGUGUACAGAAUGUUUGCAUUCCCCCAUAACACUGUUAAAUGUCAUGGGAGUCGUGACACGUGGCAAACUGCACAUGUAUAUGCACACACACACACCCUGUUAUUAGGCUUCCCAGUGCACUACUUUACAUGAAUUCUGGAGCGAGUCCUACAACUCAGUUGUGCUGUCAUACAUCCACUUAAAAGAAAUAAGCACGGAGUCCAUAAUGGAAGUAUAUUUGGAGGCUGGGUGUCAAGUACAUAAAGCCAAAAAGCUUCGUUAUAAAUUAUUUUUGUUUUUAAUAAACUGGGAGAAAAUUGCUUUCAGUAGUUUUCUUUUAAAAACAAACUGGGGUAAAAUUGCUUUCACUAUGUGAAUAUGUACAUUUAAAAUCAUUAAAGCAAAAAGUGAUGCUUUGUCACUGUUACUUAA
This is a messenger RNA of Protopterus annectens (West African lungfish), 4286 nucleotides long. It is a transcript of the gene TRMT1, whose product is annotated as tRNA methyltransferase 1. The transcript is spliced from 17 exons. Bases 571 to 2829 code for a protein of 752 amino acids. The record is from RefSeq and is a predicted model, not a curated record. Gene Ontology annotation, biological process: tRNA N2-guanine methylation. Gene Ontology annotation, molecular function: metal ion binding; RNA binding. Lineage: Eukaryota; Metazoa; Chordata; Ceratodontiformes; Protopteridae. Gene Ontology annotation, cellular component: nucleus.